Messenger RNA from Prorocentrum cordatum, 1086 nucleotides. The record is from the annotation of a GenBank genome assembly. NCBI's taxonomy places the organism in Eukaryota, Dinophyceae, Prorocentrales, Prorocentraceae.
AUGCGCCGCUUGCAUGACAGCGGCAUGGGCGUCAAGAGGAUCGCCGCGGCCUUGAGCCGCUCCACGGACACCGUCUCGAAGCAUUUGUUCAAAAAGAACACGACAAAGAAGUCCAAGGGCCGCCCGAAGCAUUCCAUCCGCACCCCCAAAGGGUUUCUCGCUGCCCAGCGCGCUUACAAGAAGCUUCUGAAGUCCUCGGGCGGCACAAAGGAAGUGACGGCAGCCAUGCUGAAGUCCGAGAUGAAGUUGAAAUUCGACAUCGAGACAGUGCGCCGCGAGUUUGCUGAGAAUGGCUACCAGUUCCGCCCGCUGUACGAGAAGCCUGACCUUUCUGAUGGGGACAAGAAGGAGCGCCUGCAGUGGGCCCGCGAGCACAAGCACCGGAGCCCCAGCCAGUGGUCACAGUACGUCCACGCGUGCAUGGACAACAUGGUGUUCCAGGUGCUGCCCAAUGCGAAGUACAGGAAGGUGGCGGCAAAGCGCAAGGUUCGCGGGGUGUACAGGAAGCGCAAGCGGGACUUCUCCGUGGGCCACGUCAAGCCGAGCAACUCAGCGCCAGGCCAGUGGCCGACGGCGCGCUCUGAUUUGGCUCGCCCCCAGGUUCUGAAGCAGAGUUCGGGCAAGGGCUCCGUGACCAUCGCGUGCGCCAUCGGCGCGGGCAAGGUGUUGAUGUGGCACCGGGUGGUCGGCAGGUGGAGCGCCGCAGCCGCGGAUCGAAUGUGCUCGGGGGCGCUCCAGCCCGCUGCGAAGAGGGUCUGCCCUUCCGUGCGCGGCAUGUUCCGCGUCAUGGAAGAUAGCGACCCCACGGGCUACAAAUCUCGCUCGGGCAUGGCGGCGAGGAAGUCCGCUGGCAUCCAGACGUUGGACUUGCCAAAGCGGCCCCCUGAUCUGAUGCCGCUUGAUUUCGCCUUCUGGGCCAAUCUGAACACGCGCGUGAGGGGGCGGGAGAAAGACUGGCCCGCGAGCGAGACGGAGACGCGGGCGCAGUGCCUGGCCUGGCUGCGCCGCGCGGCGUUGGCGACGCCUUCUGAGCGCAUCCACAGCAUCAUGGGCAGCCUGCACAAGCGCCGCGACUUGCUGGCCUAG